This is a messenger RNA of Cyprinus carpio (common carp), 988 nucleotides long. Its product is annotated as scavenger receptor cysteine-rich type 1 protein M130-like. Gene Ontology annotation, cellular component: membrane. Lineage: Eukaryota; Metazoa; Chordata; Actinopteri; Cypriniformes; Cyprinidae. The transcript is spliced from 3 exons. Bases 47 to 403 code for a protein of 118 amino acids. The record is from RefSeq and is a predicted model, not a curated record.
GGCUGAUGGGAAUUCAGUCUUUGGUGCUGGUGAAGGUCUUGUGUGGAUGAACAAAGUCGAGUGCAGAGGGAAUGAGAUUCACCUGUGGGACUGUCCUCUCUCCCUGAAUAACCACACUGACUGCUCCCGCAAAGAGCACGCUGGACUCACCUGUGCAGAUGUGUCAGUGUCCAUUACUCCUCCCACAACAACAUCAGCAUCUCCCCCAGUGCUUGUGAUUGUUCUGGGAGUUGUGCUCUUACUGCUCUUAGUGCCACUGCUUAUACUGAUUCAGCAGAACAGAGUGAUGAAGAGAGCUCUCUCUGACUGGUACACAGGACUACACAAGACACCGACUGAGGCUGUUUAUCACGAGAUUUAUCACAGACAGCAUCACUUCACUCAGAGGGGUGAGGCAUCAUGAAAGGAUGUUAAAAGAUUUAACUAUUUUACCAUUUAUAUGUUUCGAAAUUAUGAAAACCUUGGCGAGAAAAGGCCAUCAACAGCCAAGUAAACAAAAAUUUGGGACUUCAGUCAAAUGAGAUUAAAUGAUGGGAGACUUCAGUGAUACAGAUCUAUUUAUAUACUGUAGAUCAGUGAACUUGCCUUUAUGACGUCAUGGGAGAGUCUCGGAAUGUAGAUAAGGUUUGUCCAAGAAAUUGAUUUUGUUGCCAGGCUUUUGAAAAAAAGUCUCUAAAGGGGUGAGGAAUAAACUCGCUAAAUCGGCAACAUUAGCACACUGACUACAACAUACGUUAUUUACAUUUCAUUGGUCUUCUUGUUUUUGCAUGUGAUCAUAAUUUCUUUGUAUGGGAGCAUGGCCAAAAAUUAUGACUGCACAAUUUGGCAUGUUUCACUGCAUUAUUAUUACAAAUAAAACAACUGACUCUAAGCAACUAUGCAAUAUGCUUAUAAAAUCUUGCAUUUUUUUUUUUUUAAUUAAGGGUGAAGAUAUCACAUUUCCUAGGCUGGACAUCACUUUUGGCCACUACUAAAUGGCAGUUUAUUG